Messenger RNA from Acanthosepion pharaonis, 552 nucleotides. The record is from the annotation of a GenBank genome assembly. NCBI's taxonomy places the organism in Eukaryota, Metazoa, Mollusca, Cephalopoda, Sepiida, Sepiidae.
AUGUCCGUUUCUCAUUUUUCCUCAUCUUACCCUUUUUACACUCACUUUCCUUCAUCCCUUCCCCCUUCUUUUUUCCUUCCUCCCUUCCCACUUCUUUUUUCCUUCCUCCCUUCCCACUUCUUUUUUCCUUCCUCCCUUCCCACUUCUUUUUUCCUUCCUCCCUUCCCACUUCUUUCUAUUCUUUCUCCCCCCUCUCCUCUCUUUCUCCCCCUCUCUUUCUCCCCCUCUCUUUCUCCCCCUCUCUUUCUCCCCCCUCUCUUUCUCCCCUCUCUCUCUCCUCUCUUUCUCCCCUCUCUCCCCCUCUCUUUCUCCUCUCUCCUCUCUUUCUCUCCUCUCUUUCUCUCCUCUCCUCCUCCCUCUCUCUCUCCUCUCCUCUCCCCUCUCCUUUCUCCCCCUCUCUCUCCCCUCUCUCCUCCUCUCCUCUCUCUUUCUCUCUCCUCUCUCUCCCUCCUCUCCUCUCUCCUCCUCUCCUCUCUCCUCCUCUCCUCUCCUCUCUCCUCUCUUUUCUUUCUCAUCUCUUUGCUUUCUUCUUGCACAUCCUUCUUUCUCUAG